CUCGAUCCCACUUCGCAGCGUCUGUCGUUGAUCCUUCACGUGUCCAUCGGGCCGUCUCCGUCUCCCUCAUUGCUCCCUUCUUUGUCCUUGUCCAAGAGGACCAAGCCAGCGGCUGAAGAGUGCCGCGGGCCUCCACAUCCUGUCCUCUCGCGCACUGUCAUUCGCGUGCGAGCAGCAUCCACUCAGCUCUGCGAACCACAGCUCGCGCCCGCCACCACCCGUCCCUAUUGCUGUGAUAUUUCAAUAUUGUUGCUCUUUAUCUCUCCACCUGUCGCCGCGCUCCUUGCAUUCCCCAGCCUCGCCUACGCGCCCGCUAGCCGCUUCCGGCCUGUGCCUCUGCCACGCUGCGUCUGCGCAACCUCACCGCUGCUGAUUCCGCCGUUGCCUACCAAACACCAAACCACAGCCCACCGUGACGGCGACGCUCCUUUCCCCGCUGCGCUCCUUUGUACCUCUGCUGUCGUGUCUAACUAUCUGAGUUGCGCGAGGCACCGUCUGCUCAACGCGUCAUCGCUUAUCCGUCUGUGGGAGCGUCCACCACUCCUUCGGGUGAUUCUCCGUCUAUUUGGAAGAAGCCCAAAGCGUCGAGGCUCAAGCGCGCUCUGUCGAAUCAGAGGAGACGCUCUCACGAGUCUGCAGGUUCCCUUACCCGCUCCUACCGCAGG
Messenger RNA from Lindgomyces ingoldianus, 665 nucleotides. RefSeq lists its product as uncharacterized. NCBI's taxonomy places the organism in Eukaryota, Fungi, Ascomycota, Dothideomycetes, Pleosporales, Lindgomycetaceae. The transcript has 2 exons. The record is from RefSeq and is a predicted model, not a curated record. The annotation marks the transcript as partial.